Messenger RNA from Diabrotica balteata, 711 nucleotides. The record is from the annotation of a GenBank genome assembly. NCBI's taxonomy places the organism in Eukaryota, Metazoa, Arthropoda, Insecta, Coleoptera, Chrysomelidae.
AAUUGACUCAUUUGUAAAAUUUGCUGCGCGGACUGUAAUUUCCAAGAAGUUGCAACCCAUUAAUUGGUUAUAAAGUUAGUGCAGUUUGCAGUAAUUUUUAUUUUCCAGAGUAUUUCUUGAAUAUCGUAUGUCCAUCCAGAAUCUAAACACAUUCGACCCAUUUGCUGAUGCAAGUAAGGGUGCAGAUGAUGAUGUUCAAGACGGACUUGUCCACAUAAGAAUACAACAACGUAAUGGUCGCAAAACUCUGACUACUGUCCAAGGACUCUCUAAAGAAUAUGACCUGAAGAAAAUUGUUCGGGCAUGUAAAAAGGAAUUUGCAUGUAAUGGAACAGUAAUUGAACACCCUGAAUACGGCGAAGUCCUACAGUUGCAAGGUGAUCAAAGAGAAAACAUUUGCCAGUGGCUAACGAAAGCGGGAUUGGCAAAACCUGACCAGUUAAAGGUCCACGGGUUCUAAUGUACCUUAGAGGUGAUAAUUUUAAUCUAUGUAAAUGUCAGAUGUCGCGCUUUUAUUUAAAUCACGGAAUUUUUAACAGCAUGUGCCCAUUCAGGAUUGCUAGCAGCUAGCAGUUAGCAAUUUUGUACAAUAAUUUUAUAAUUGUGCCUUUCCAUAAAUACAUUAGUUCUCAGAUAUUGUGUUUUUCAUUUGAUGUUGACUGUGUUUAGUUUUUAAUGAUUUUCAAGUAAUAAUAAAUGUCUGGUCUAGUG